AUGGACGCCAAAAAGGCAAGAUCUGGAUCACCCGUGCGCCUGACUGUGUCCGUGACCACCUUGCUGGUGCUCUACACUCUGUUCAGCCAGACCUCGGACUCGCUCCCGCCCACCGCCUACAUCAAGAUGAUCGACGUGUGGUUCUUCGCCUGCAUCCUCCUGCUGUUCGCCGUCAUCGUCACGCAUGUCUACGUCGAGCACCUGGAGAACGGCGUCGCGGGCGGCGCGCGCGGCAGAAGGGGAGCGAGUGCCGGCGUGGUGGGCGUGGCGCCGUCGCGGGAGGCGUGGGAGAAGGGCCCCGUGUGGGCAGAGAUGAGCGGGAAACAUGAGAAGAGGAGGAGGUGGUGGUGGCGAGUACGGGCCUGGACCGAGACGCCCCUGGGGGUGCUCAGGGCGAUGAGGGGCUUCUUCGUCCCUGUGGCUGUGGCGGUAUUCAUGGUCGUCUACUGGACCAUCAUGUUCGGGGGCUGA
Messenger RNA from Penaeus vannamei (Pacific white shrimp), 471 nucleotides. The record is from RefSeq and is a predicted model, not a curated record. NCBI's taxonomy places the organism in Eukaryota, Metazoa, Arthropoda, Malacostraca, Decapoda, Penaeidae.